GCAACACCUUAGUUAAGGAGCCAAUGUGUAGCUGCUGCAGCCAGGGAGGUCACUGAUCACAGAUCUGCUUCAAUCCUCUCCUGUCGUCUGGCAAUGAGGUCAUCGAUGCGGCAGUCAGUCGCACCAUCGAGGAGGACCGAUGACGGCACUGCAGCAGCAAGAUCCCGGCCUCUCUCAGCCUUUUCCACUCAUCCACCCACUUCAACAAGGACGGCUCUUCUGUCGGUGCUGCUAUUCGCCACCUCGGCAUCUGCAUUCCGCCCUCUCCCCAGCCCCUCCAUACGCCCUCUAUCGCCGCCUCAUCUGAGAUCAGCAUCAGCUCUCCGGGCGGCCGUGGCAUCUCCCGAGCGGAAAACUGUUGUCACACAGAAGCAGCCGGCGAGCAGCCAGCCAGCUAAGGCUGAGCUGAGGAAGGCGUGUCGUCAGGUGGUCGAGCAGCACAAGGAUGGGGCUUUCUUUGAGGCCAAGGUGCGCAUGGUGACGGAGUUUGGUGCGUGGUUGGAUUGUGGCGCCGGCAUGCCUGGGUUCCUGCACGUCCACGAGAUGGCCUAUGGGUUUGAGGCAGAGAUGGGCGAGAAGGUGAAGCCUGGCGACACUCUCAAGGUGCGACUCAUGGACGUCAUCGAAACAGGUACAUAAAACCACAGAGAGAGACAGCGCCAUGCACUGAGUAUGAUGGGUGGGUUGUUUCUCUUGUCUAUCCCUGUCCGUCAAGAGUCCCGCAUUUUGCUGACUAUGCUGCCGUCGGCUGAUCCGGAGCCGCUGCUGCAGCCACUGCUGGAGUCGGUCCCACCUGACAUGUUCUUCAACGGCACUGUCGUGGCCACCACAGACUCUGGCGCCUUCAUCAAACUGACCCUUCCACCACCACCACCGCUGAAGGCGGACGAUGCCACUAUGGCUGCUGACGCUGGACCCACGCCGCCCCCUCUCCCCGAUAAGCCGAUUGACAUCGUUGGCUUUGCUCAGUACGGCGAUCUGACCGGCUUGCAGCUGCAGCCAAAGGGAGAGCAGGGUGACAAGACUGAUGACGUGAUUGUGGCCAUCGAUGAGGCGGGGACAGCUCACAAGGGGCAGAGCGGUGGGCCGCUGAGGCUGGCUGAUGUGGGAGAGGCCUAUUCUGUGGGCCAGGAGGUGUCUGUGCGGGUCAAGUACGUGGAGCCGCGGCGGCGAGUGUACCUGUCGUGCUACCCUCCCAUGUAUGACGCCACCUUUGAUCCCGUGCUGAGCGGGCAGGUGUUGCUGCAGCGGGCCAACGCCAUGGGGGGCGGUGGCGGGGGUAAGGUGAAGGAGCGGCCCUUCAUUAUCGCGUCACCCUUCCGCAGCGACACCAUGGUCAUCAAGGCACCGACGGCUCUCAACCAGGCCGCCAAGCUCGACAAGGAAACCCUCGUGGGUUUCCUAAAGCUGGUCAGUCUAGUGAGUGGACACACACACACACACACACGCACAGGCAAAGGUGACCACCCAGAUGUGUGUGUGUGGAUGCAGAGGCUUCCGUACUUUUUGCAAGUCCGCUACGGCCUGACUCAGGACCCCUUUGACGUCCAGCGUUGGCCAUCAUACCCCACCCUCCUCUCCGCCUUCCAGCACUGGACGCACGUGCAGUCCACCGCCGCUUCCGCACUAUCGAGCCCCCAGCAGCCCACAGGAGGCACGCCGACCACCAUGGCGUCCAUUGUGAGCCCUGCUGAGGGGGGCUCCACGGCUCCGGUGGACCUGUCUCGCGCCCGUCCUCCGUUGCCGCAGUACAUGCCGUCCAUCAUCGUGGGCAGUGGGCGGAUGGCGCAGGCGUUGCGCAAGUGGGGUCGUGAGGGUCGUUAUGUCGACGAGAACUACUCGAUCCACGGUGUGGAUGUGACGGUGCCGAUGGAGACCUACCAGGACGCGUCAAGGAAGGGCCUCCACCCCGCCAAUGCGCUGCAGGCCGGACAGGGACCCAUCUACGUACGUAGACCAACCAUUCAGCUAGGAAAGGGGACACACUGACAGACAGACACAUUGAUUGAACGCUGUGCUGUGGAUAGGUCUGCGUGACUCCCGACGAUGUGGAGAAGGUCAUCCUCGCCACACCGCCACACAGGAGGCAAGACCUGGUCAGUCGGAAUCACCUCGCUCAUCCACACACACCACACCCCCCGGUAUAGAUCUGAUUGUGUUGAUGUGCCUGCCCAUGUGCCAGGUGUUCACGCAGAUCGGUAUGAUCUACCCUUUGCUGGAGAAGUACGGCCUGCAGGACGCCACGCAGUUGUUGCCGUACGUCAUUCUCGGCCGACACGGAGAGAUCGCACUCGACGUCACCACCGAACUCAACCCUGGUCAGACAGACAUUGUGGACGUGCAGCUCACAGGAGCCGAUGAAUGCAUUCACUUGACGUAUCGACGUGUGCUGUGUGUGUCAGAUGGCAUCACGUUGGUGACUGGCAAGUGGGCUGAGAAGUUCUGCGAGCGCCUCAACGUCGGCGGCAUGUACUGCAGGGUACCUACCUACACAGGCAGCUAGCUGUCAAUGCGUCUUUCGUCCAUGGGCCAAUGCAAUGCAUCUGUCUGUCUGUCUGCCUGCCUGUCUGCAGGUGACGGAUCGCGGCGAGUACAUGGAGCGGAUGGUCGAGAACGUCGUCUGGCUCAGCUCAAUCAUACCCGUAGGCCCAUCCCAUCGAGAGCCAUAACCCACCCAUCUGGAUGGAUGUUGGUCUAUCUCUCUGUGUUUCGUUUCGGCCCCAUAGGUUGGUGUGAAGCAUGGCGGCAUCACCGUCGGCGAGGUCAUCGCAGAACACCAACGUAUGUGUGUGAAUCAAACACCCACGCAAGGCGCCUUCGCACAGCACACCUGUCGUCUGCCCGUAUUGCAUGUCUGAUCUGCCUGCAGUGGAGGUGGAGGAUCUGAUGGAAGAGCUCAUGGCCGGCGCCAAGACCGCUCUCAACGUCAGAAAUGACGCCAGGUGGAAGGAGAGGCUAUUCGACUACGCCAGGGCGGUGGCUGCGUUCCCGACGACGUUUCAAGAGUUUGAGUAUCGCAAUGGCUGGUUUUGGGGCAUGUCAAGGACGGCAAUCAAGAGAGGCGAGGCCGACCCGCUGCCGCAACACACCAAACUCAUGCUGGUGAGUGACUUACUUACAUGCCACAACCCCACUCACAAGGGCAUCUCCUUCUCUCUCGCCAUAAGGAUUUGGGAAUCCCUGAGGUCCUCAAGGAGAUCGAAGCCAUGGAAACGGUCAGUCAGGAAGCACCAACGCCCACACACACAUUGACCAGACUAAUCCACCCUUGCCGCUUCCCUCCCUCAUUGUCUGCAGGCCGAUGCCGACAGCAGCAGCGCUGUCCCCGCCACUGAUGCGUCUGACGAGGAGGGGCAAAUAUAUGAAGACGAGGGCCCUGAGGUGUGGGAGCGGCCACGAGUGGCUCCCAAGCCAGGGAUCACGCCACCAGAGGAGACGAAAUACGUCGUCAGGCCCACACUUCCACCAGAGGAGCGACAGAGGAGGCGGGAGGAGGCACGGUACGCACGCAACGCACGAUGGUCCUUUGGCUAUUGUUGAAUCUAUUCGAUGCAUCCUCUUUUCCAUGCAGUCGCGCGGCCGCUACUGCUCGUGAGGAGGAGGAGGCUCUUCAGGCAUUCUACGCCGAGCUGACGGCCGAGCUUCAAAGGCAGAGUGACGGCGAUGCGAGUGAAGACGAGCUGCUGUGGAGAAAACAAGCUCUCGAACUGCUGAGAAACGCACGAAUCACGACGGUAGGUACGCAGACAGACAGAGCGGGAGAAGAGAAAUGUCCACACACACGGCUCCCCCCUUCAUCUAUGCGCCAUGCGUGUGGUGUGGCUUCCCAUUCAUUCAUCAUCACAUCAGGGCGAUGACGUUGAGCUGUCGUCUCCCGGUUCUCUCCCCCGCGGCAUAGCCGACGACCCCUCACGGCCGGCAGGGGAUGCGCCCGGCCCCGGUAAGGGCCAGUCGCGUCCGUUGCGUGACAUGGAGGUGACAGUCGAGGAGGAGAGGCGGCGGGAGGAGAGACGCGAGCUGCGGAGGGAGGUGGAGAAGGACAAGGACAUGGUCCCCACAUUCAACUUCGCGCCCGCAGACUACAUCUCGGAGGAACAGGUAUGUAUGCAGCAUUGUGCAUGGUCAUGGGCUGACUGACCGAUGUGUCUGUGUGCGUGGGUGUGUGGGUGCAGUUGCGGUUUUGGCAGCGGCAGAUGCAGGCGAGGUCUGGGAUGCCGCGACCGCCGCCUGCAAAAGCAGCGGCGGCACAGCCAGACAGCUGAGUGAGCUAGGGGGUCGGUCAUAUGUGCCUGAAUGCCAGCACUGAUCGAGGCAAUGUGUCUGUAUUUGUGGGAUGGCGAGCUGUGCAAACGGUUUGAUGGAUGGACGGACCGUGGCUUUGGUACUGCGUGCGUCACUUGUGGCUGUCCAGAAAUGCAUGGACACGGCCGGCCGGCCAUUGCGAGAGGUGCAAACCGAUGAAGCUGUGCCUGGG
Molecule: messenger RNA, 4474 nt
Organism: Vitrella brassicaformis
Lineage: Eukaryota; Vitrellaceae
Source: the annotation of a GenBank genome assembly